Thermochaetoides thermophila DSM 1495 is the source of this 2877-nucleotide messenger RNA. RefSeq lists its product as uncharacterized. Gene Ontology annotation, biological process: protein import into nucleus; protein export from nucleus. Lineage: Eukaryota; Fungi; Ascomycota; Sordariomycetes; Sordariales; Chaetomiaceae. Gene Ontology annotation, molecular function: small GTPase binding; nuclear export signal receptor activity. The transcript is spliced from 6 exons. The coding region runs from base 1 to 2877 and encodes 958 amino acids. Gene Ontology annotation, cellular component: cytosol; nuclear envelope. The record is from RefSeq and is a predicted model, not a curated record.
AUGGCUUCCAGUCUAGACCUGAUCGCGGGUCUGCUUAACCAGACGUUGAACGCGCAGACCCAUCGCGAGGCUGAGAACAAGCUGAAAGAGGAGGCCAAGAAGCCUCAAUACUCGCUCUCUCUCCUCAAGAUCGUCAGCAAUGCCGCGUUCCAAACAAACACCCGUCUGGCCGCCGCUUUGGCCUUUAAAAACUUCAUCCGUCACAACUAUGUGGACGAAGAAGGCAACUACAAGCUUCCUUUGGACGAGGUUCAGACCAUCAAGCAAGAACUGGUCGGCCUGAUGAUCUCGUCCCCGCCAUCAAUACAGACCCAGCUUGGCGAGGCCAUCAGCAUCAUUGCCGAUUCUGACUUCUGGGAGCGCUGGGACACACUGGUCCAGGACCUUGUCAGCCGUCUUUCCGACACCGACUACAAGGUUACCAACGGUGUGCUGGAAGUUGCCCACUCUAUCUUUGUCCGGUGGCGGCCACUGUUCCAAUCCAACGACCUCAACCGCGAAAUUCUCCAUGUCGUGGAACAUUUCGGCGAACCGUUUAUCAAGCUGCUGGAUCUCGCAGACCGGCAAAUCCAAGCAAACGGGACCAAUGUAGCAGCGCUCAAGGGCUGGCUUGAGACGAUGAGCCUGCUUGUCCGACUCUUGUACGACCUGUCUUGCCAGGACCUUCCUCCUGUCAUUGAAACCCACCUACAGCCCAUCAGCCUACUUCUGCACAAGUACCUUGUCUACAAAUACCAGACAGAUGAAUUCGAUGACGAAGAGGAUACAGCGACCCCGCUCGAGACCCUCAAGGCCGACAUCUGUGAUGUUCUCCAGCUUUUCACCAACAAGUACGACGAGGAUUUCGGUCAUCUCGUUCCUGAGUUUGCGAAUGACGUUUGGGGCCUGGUUUCAAACCUCGAUGAGAAGACGAGAUAUGACAUCCUGGCUUGCAAGGGCAUGCAGUUCCUGACUGCUGUUGCCUCGGUGCGGCGCCACGCCGAGGCUUUCAACAACCACUCGAUCCUGAAUGAGAUCGUGCUCAAAGUUGUGAUUCCCAAUGUGAAGUUGAGGGAGUCCGAUCUCGACAUGUUCGCGGAGGAGCCGAUUGAAUUCAUCCGCCGCGAUCUGGAAGGCUCGGAUUCUGACUCCAGGAGGAGGGCAGCAACCGACUUCCUGCGCAAGCUUCUCGAAAACUUCGAGGACCUGGUCACUCAAGUUGUUUUCGUGCACAUCAAUCAAUACUUGGAGAAGGGCAGGACCGACUUCAAGGACAAGGACACUGCUGUUUAUCUCUUCCUGGCCAUUGCUGCCAAGGGUGCGGUCACUGCUUCUCAUGGCGUCAAGACGGUCAACAGCCAUGUCGACAUUGUCCAGUUCUUCGAGCAGCAUAUUGCUGCUGAUCUGCUGGCUAACACCCAGCAUGCCAUUUCCAAGGUUGAUGCUAUCAAGUACCUCUAUACUUUCCGCAGCCAGCUUAAUAAGGCUCAGUGGACUGCUGCGAUGCAGCCUCUCAUUCAGAAUCUUGCUUCAGACAACUACGUUGUCUACACUUAUGCUGCCAUUGCCGUCGAGCGAGUGCUCUUCCUCACGGAUGAACAAGGCCAGCACCUAUUCCCUCGUAGUGACAUCCAGCCUUUUGCCAAGGAUCUCCUUGAGCACCUGUUCAAGCUGAUCGAGAAGGACACCUCAGCUCCCAAGCUACAGGAAAACGAGUUCUUGAUGAGGUGCAUCAUGAGGGUCCUGAUUGUCAUGAAGGAUGGCAUCAUCGACUCUGGUAUCGAGAGCGUGCUCAACCAUCUCAUCCAGAUCACCAAUGUCAUCCGGGAGAACCCGAGCAACCCACGCUUCUACUACUACCACUUUGAGGCUAUCGGCGCCCUUGUUAGCAAUUCCCCUAGGGUGGAUCUGCUGGCCCAUCUCUGGGAGCCCUUCAGCUACAUCCUCGACAAGGAUAUCUCCGAAUUCGUCCCCUUCGUGUUCCAGAUCUUUGCUCUCCUGCUUGAGCUCAACCCGUCUGGCCAUGUGCCUGGGACCUUCAAGGUCAUCAUCCAGAACAUCCUAGCUCCCAACUGGUGGGAGCAAAGGGGCAAUGUACCGCCUCUGAGCCGAUUCAUCGCCGCCGUUAUUCCGAGGGCUGCUGAGGAGAUCAAGGCCGGCGGCAAGCUUGAGACAUUCCUUGGCAUCUUCCAGCGUCUGCUGAACGGCAAAAAGACAGAGCAGAACGCCUUUGAUGUUCUCGAAGCCAUCGUCGGCACCUUCGACGGCGAGAUCCUCGAGCCCUGGUUCAAAGAAAUCAUCGCUCUGGUCUUUACCCGCCUGCAGGCCAACCCAACUGAUUCUCUCAAGCAGCGUGUCGCCCGCUUCUACCACCUCGUCUCGGCCCGUGGCAUCGAGGCCAAGAUGGGUGCGGACUACUUCAUCCGGCACGCCGAGUCCAUCCAGGCUAACGUCUUCACUCCCUUCUACCUGACUGUCAUCCUGCCCACCACCGGCCAGUUCGCUCGCCCUGUCGACCGCAAGCUGGGCGUCAUCUCUUACUCCAAGACCCUCGGGGAUUCCGAAGCCUUCGCCAACCGCUACCAGAAAGGUUGGGGCUUCACCUGCAACCACUUGCUUGAUCUGCUCAAGAACCCGCCGCGCGUCACGGCCGGAUUUGGUGAUGAGAUUGUUAACGAGGCGGAUGUUGAUGACAUCGGCUUUGGCGUCGGCUUUACCCCGCUGAAUACCUGCAAACGUGGCCCACGCGACGAUUUCCCCGAUGUGUUGGAGGUCGAAAAGUGGGUUAGUGCUUAUCUGAAGGACGCGAAUGUUCGUCAUGGCGGGAAGAUCGCUGGGUUUGUGGAAAGCAGGCUUACGCCGGAAGCGAAGGCGGCUUUGGUGCCGUACCUGGCUUGA